UCUUUUCUACUGUAUAUCCCAUCAUUUUAAUUUUUUCCCGAUCAAAAACAACAACAAUAAUGGCUUUCCUCACCCGCCGUACCUCUCUCGUCGGCCUCUACAAUCGCCACCGUCCAAUUCCACCGCUCACUCCGCAAUCCAAUUCCUUCAACGCCACCGCUUACUAUCUUCUCUUAUGCCUAAACCCAAAUCGUAGCAGAAACCAGUGGCUCAGCACCGGUGCCGAGUCGACUCCGUCCGAACUCGCAGGCAAAAACGCCUACGAACUCCUAGGAGUCUCGGAAACCAGCUCGUUCGCAGAAAUCAAAGCCUCGUUCCGUAAAUUGGCCAAAGAAACCCACCCCGACCUCGCUCAAACGCACAACCAUUCCUUUGCUUCCGAUCAGUUCGUUCGAAUCCUCGCUGCUUACGAGAUACUCUCGGAUUCUGAGAAGAGGUCGCAUUAUGACAGGUACCUUUUAUCUCAAAGAAUGCGUGUUCAGAGAUGUUCUGAGCAAUUUUCAAUGAUGUACACAUAUGAAACAAACAGAAUAUCUGUGAAGCAGAUGGAAGUUGUUGAAUGGCUAAAAUGGUAUAGAUGUGCUUUAAAUGAGAUUUUGUCAGAGAAAAGAGUAGUGGUUGGGUCAGGCUACUUUGACAUACUGGAAAGGGACUUCUAUUCAGCUAUACAUGCAGCAUAUUACGGCCCUGAUAUUGAGUCUGUGAACCUCCUCCCUGAUUGUUUUGAAGCUGAGGAGAGGUCGACCUAUGAGUCUCCAGAAGUGUUGCACUUGGUUUCAGGGCGUGACCUUUUUGGAAUGAUAUGCCUAGCUGACAAGGUUCCUGAAUUAUCACAAUCCUACAAUGAAAGACUGACAUCUUUUGAAGCUACGGAGAAUCCUGAUGUUGGAAUUCGUGGGAUGCAAGCAAAAAAGAACGAUUACCACACAUCAGAUGCAUAUAAGGAUCUAGAAUUUCAUGUUUCAGGGAAGAUGGUUGCUGUGGCUACCAGAGUCCUGCCUAAAAGCUGUUAUGGUGGGAUGAGAAAUGAAGAUUCUCAGGAUCACAUACAUGUUUAUCUUAUUUCACAGGAAGAUCCAAUAUACACGAGCAAAGGAAGUUCUAUAGCCACCAUUGCAGGGUCUAGGAUUCCAUUGGGAACAAUAAUUGGGUUAGGAACCAACCCUGAAGAAGGGUCUUGUUUUUUCUACGAUACGAAUAGAACAAAAACCCACGUGAUUAUGAAGCAUCGGACGCUACUGGUAAAACACUUGCACUGGUAUCAAGUUGGUGAUAGAGUCUCCGUGGCCGAAUGUAGAUGCAGCAGAGCUCGGUUACCACCAAGCAAAUUUUGGCUGUUUGAGCCUCGCUGUGGCAUGCAUGACAUUGGUGGUUGGUAUGUGGAGACAUUUGGCAGAGACAGGAAGGGCCGGACUGUCCCAUCUAGAAGGUAUUGGGAUGGGUUUGAUGUGGACGAAAAGUUUGACAAGAGAUUACAUCCAGCAAUUUAUUUGCUUGCUCUUGCUUAUCGAACUCUAGAUCUUGAAGAUGCAAAAAGAAGGAAACAAUCUAUGAAAGAUAUCGUUGAAGGAAAAUUGUCAGGAAUAAUCACUUGGUGCAAGAAACUUGUAUAGGUAGGACUAAUAUGGGGUUUUGGCAUGAAAAGGACUUUCAACUCUUGUUCGCAGCAAGUAGUUCACUUCUGCUGCCUACCUAACAGUAUUUGUUCAAGAUAGUGGCAAUGGUCAGAACAAAUCCAAAUAACUUUGGCAUCGGUAUCUGUCAAACCCAGCAUUCUAAUUUCUACAUCCCAUUCUUGGGACAAGGAGGUUCUUUCUUAUGAUGCAUCAAGACUCAAGAUCACUCAUAUGAUGCAUAGUGGAAGCUAUCAGCUCAUACUUAGAGUUUGGGACCUUAUUCAUGAAGAUGACAAUGCAAAUACGUUGUGCAACAUGGAGUCAUUGUUGCCAUGCUUGUCCAGCUGAGAUUUUAUGGCUCCAUGAAACAGUGAUCCCCUCCUAAUUACAAAUUCUGGGAAGAUGGUGUUGAUUUCUUUAUCUUCAGUACUAGCAAUUGGGAUGAUCCUGUUCUAAGCAUGUUCUCAUCAAGCUUUAACGGAGAACGAAUUAUGAUCUUUGUUUUGCUAAUCAAGACUGAGCUGCAAUACGCCCCUAGCAGCCUGCCUAUCAAUACUUCCAGCCUAUAGCUGUUGGACGAUCGUUUGCUAUCCAUGUCUACUUCACCAUGAUUUAAGAGUACUUCCUAUGAGUCCAACAAACGGUUGCAAACCCAGAUCUGACACAUUAAUAGGUCGCAUAGAUGAUGCAUAUUCUAGUUCUCAAGGCCCUCAGUGUGCUUAUUCCUUCUAUUAAUCGUUCCAAUGGUAAGAAUUUGUACAGCAGCUGAAAUGCACAAUAUUUGGUUUGUGUUAUAGACCAUUUAGAGAUUGUCAUCGAAAUCUGUAACUACGUUUUCUUUUCAAUUUGUAGCUUAUAAAUCUCAGUUCAAGGUUGGAGGAUA
This is a messenger RNA of Rhododendron vialii, 2499 nucleotides long. RefSeq lists its product as uncharacterized. The record is from RefSeq and is a predicted model, not a curated record. The coding region runs from base 60 to 1613 and encodes 517 amino acids. NCBI's taxonomy places the organism in Eukaryota, Viridiplantae, Streptophyta, Magnoliopsida, Ericales, Ericaceae. The transcript is spliced from 5 exons.